AUGGCGACACAGAAGAAACCGCCGGAAUCUGAGCGUCCACCGUCGGCGAUCUUGCACCAACAAACCUCCCCUCGCUUCCCAUCGGGUACUCCAGCGUCCAGAGCGAAUCGGAGAAUCGCAAUCGCCGUCGAUCUUAGCGACGAGAGCGCCUAUGCCGUGAACUGGGCAGUCCAAAACUACCUCCGCCCUGGCGACGCCGUGAUCCUCCUCCACGUCCGACCUACCUCCGUGCUCUAUGGUGCCGAUUGGGGCGCUAUCGAUCUCUCCAUCGACACCACCGACGAAGAGUCGCAGCAGAAGUUAGAGGAUGAUUUCGACAAUUUUACUACUACGAAAGCGAAUGACUUGGCUCAGCCGUUGGUUGAAGCUCAAAUUCCGUUUAAGAUUCAUAUAGUGAAGGAUCAUGAUAUGAAGGAGAGGCUUUGUUUGGAGGUGGAGAGGUUGAGAUUAAGUGCAGUGAUUAUGGGUAGCCGAGGGUUUGGGGCUUCGAGGAGGAAAUCGAAGGGGAGGCUUGGGAGUGUGAGUGAUUAUUGUGUGCAUCAUUGUGUUUUUCCUGUGGUUGUUGUCAGGUAUCCUGAUGAGAGAGAUGGAGGUGUUGGAAAUGGUAGUGUGGGUUCUGAGAAGGUGGGGGAGGAGGGUGAAGGGUUACAUCCAGUGCCGGAGGAGGAGCUGGUUUAUCAUGAUGCAUCAGAUAAAACUGCAGGUUAG
Molecule: messenger RNA, 708 nt
Organism: Ilex paraguariensis (yerba mate)
Lineage: Eukaryota; Viridiplantae; Streptophyta; Magnoliopsida; Aquifoliales; Aquifoliaceae
Source: the annotation of a GenBank genome assembly